This is a messenger RNA of Pipistrellus kuhlii (Kuhl's pipistrelle), 2100 nucleotides long. It is a transcript of the gene ATP6AP1, whose product is annotated as ATPase H+ transporting accessory protein 1. The record is from RefSeq and is a predicted model, not a curated record. Gene Ontology annotation, cellular component: proton-transporting V-type ATPase complex. The coding region runs from base 68 to 1477 and encodes 469 amino acids. Lineage: Eukaryota; Metazoa; Chordata; Mammalia; Chiroptera; Vespertilionidae. The transcript is spliced from 10 exons.
GGGGGCGACGAUCACCUGAUCUGCGGCGGCGGCGGCGGUGGCCGAGGCCGUGGUGACUGAAGCUGUGAUGGCGGCGACAGCGGCGGCUCCGGGGCAGGCGGGGACGCUCAGGGCCCCAGCGUUUUGUCAAAUGAAGUGGCUGCCGGUGCUGCUGGCGGCGGCGGCGGCGGCGGUGGCGGAGCAGCAGGUGCCGCUGGUGCUGUGGUCAAGCGAUCGGGACUUGUGGGUUCCUGCGGCCGACACCCAUGAGGGCCACAUCACCAGCGACAUGCAGCUCUCGACUUACUUAGACCCCGCCCUGGAGCUGGGCCCCCGCAACGUGCUGCUGUUCCUGCAGGACAAGCUGAGCAUUGAGGACUUCACGGCAUAUGGUGGUGUGUUUGGAAACAAGCAGGACAGCACCUUUUCUAACCUGGAGAAUGCCCUGGACUUGGCCCCGUCCUCUCUCGUGCUUCCUGCUGUUGACUGGUAUGCAGUGAGCACUCUGACCACGUACCUGCAGGAGAAGCUGGGGGCCAGCCCCUUGCACGUGGACCUGGCGACCCUUCGGGAGCUGAAGCUCAAUGCCAGCCUCCCGGCCCUGCUGCUCAUCCGCUUGCCCUACACAGCCAGCUCGGGUCUGAUGGCACCACGGGAAGUCCUCACAGGCAACGAUGAGGUCAUCGGGCAGGUGCUGAGCAUGCUCAAGUCGGAAGAUGUCCCGUACACAGCGGCGCUCACAGCGGUCCGCCCUUCCAGGGUGGCCCGCGAUGCAGCCCUGGUGGCCGGGGGGCUAGGCCGGCAGCUGCUGCAAACGACGCCCAAACAGCCCGUGUCCGUUGUGGUCCACCCCCCUGUGAGCUAUAACGACACUGCGCCCCGGAUCCUGUUCUGGGCCCAGAACUUCUCAGUGGCUUAUAGGGACAGCUGGGAAGACCUGACCGGCAGGACCUUUGACGCCCCAUCUCUGAAUAUGACCGGCUCCUUCUGGAAUGACUCCAUCGCCAGGCUUUCGCUGACCUAUGAACAACUCUUUGGUGCCACGGUGACGUUUAAGUUCACUCUGGUGAAUCGCUUCUAUCCAGUGUCGGCCCGGCACUGGUUUACCAUGGAGCGCCUGGAAAUCCACAGCAACGGCUCUGUGGCCUACUUCAACGUCUCCCAGAUCACAGGGCCCAGCAUCUACUCCUUCCACUGCCAGUACGUCAGCAGCCUUAGCAGCCAGGGCAGCAUCCUUGUGCCGGACACGCAGCCCUUCCUCUGGCAGAUGACGCUUGAGGAUUUCCAGAUCCAGGCCUUCAACGUGACAGGCGAGCAGUUCUCCUACGCCACUGACUGUGCGGGCUUCUUCUCCCCGGCCAUCUGGAUGGGGCUGCUCACCUCCUUGUUCAUGCUCUUCAUCUUCACCUACGGCCUGCACAUGAUCCUCAGCCUCAAGACCAUGGACCGCUUUGACGAUCACAAGGGCCCCACCAUCACUUUGACCCAGAUUGUGUGACCCUGUGCCCGCGCGGGGGGUUAUGGGUGUGAUGGUGUCCAGGUUGUCACUUUCUCACCUCGAGGCAUGCUGGACCGAAGGACUUCCUUCUCUUCCUACCGUAGCAUGAACCCCCAACUCCCCUCAGCCUGUUUUGCUCCUAUUCAACCCUGUGAGGGGCUUCCCUCGGGCUGCCCCCCCCCGCCCCCCAUCUCUACCAACAGGUGUACAUAUUCUGCGUAGAUAGUAGACAAAUCUCCAAGGAUUGGUGAUUAUAAAGGGAGGGGACAUGAAUUCCAGAGCCUCUCUUACUUCCCCCCUCUCUCCUUAUUUAUUUUCAUAUCUCCACCUUCAGCCCUUGCUGUUUAUAGUGCUUUUGUGUAGCCAGUGCUUUGUGGGGUUCCCUGCAGCAGCCAGGAGCUGGAUAUUCCCUGAGUUGGGGGGUGGGGUGGGGUCAAAGUACCAUUUAACCGUCCUGCUUGGCUAGUGUUGUUUUUGGUGAUGUGCUUCCCGUACGCAGCGCACGGGUUUAUUCUUUGUGGCCUGAGAAGGAAGGGACCCGGCAGGUGGGCUGGGCGCACUCACUGGGUUUCUGGCAGGCUUGGUGGGUUUCCUUCCUAAUAAAAUAAAGAUGGGUCACCGUG